AUGACAGACGGUAUUAUCAUUACACUCUAUAGAGCCAGUCCAAUCACAUUCAUCACCACCCUCGUGUUAUCAGCCCUCACUUUUAGAAUAAUCAUAUACCCAUUCUUUUUAAACCCACUCCACAAGAUCCCUGGUCCAACAUUAUACAAAAUAUCAUCAUUAUUCACAUUAAACGACCAUAGAGUUGAGAAAAGGAUAGUCAAAGUAGACACACUACACCAGAAAUAUGGAUCUGUGGUACAGGUUGCACCAAAUGAAGUUUCAUUAUCCCAUGUAUCAAGUUUGAAGAAGAUUUAUAUUGAUAGAAAUUUACCAAAGAGUCAAUUUUAUGGACAAUUUCAAAAUUUUGAUGAGUUGAACUCUUUUUCAAUGUUGGAUAGUGGUGUGCAUAUCAAGAGGAAGAGAUUGAUGGCCAAGUUAUAUUCCAAAACAUCUGUUUUUAUGAAUUCUUCACAAGUUCAUAUUAAUGAUAGGGUUAAUAAUGUUUUGGAAUUUGUGGGAUCUCAUGUCGGUGAUGGGAUUGAUGUUUAUGAAUUGUUUAAUUCUUUGGCUAUGGAUGUUGUCACUUUUUUCGAAUUUGGCUCAAAGUUCAGUACGAACCUGAUAUUAGAUCUUGAUCAAAGAGAAAUCAUAAAAUCAUUUAGAGCAUCUUCUUCAAUGUGGUUUUAUACAACUUUUUUCCCUUCACUUUGGGACUAUGCUGCAACCAAAGAAACAAAAACCCUCAGUGAUGGCUGUAGAGAAUGGAUAAGGGCUAAAUUUUUGGAAGCCUAUGAUGAUUUCUUGGAGAAUGGUUCAAAUGAUGAUAUAAACAUGAUCAAAUCAUUGUAUGAUUCUCAAAUGGUUAACAAGUUUGGGAUUGGAAGUGAGUUAUUUGAUCAUACAGCUGCUGGGCAUGAAACUACUGGUACUAGUCUGACUUAUUGCUGUUGGGAAUUAUCAAGACCUGCUAAUCAAUAUAUUCAAGAAAGAAUAGCUCAAGAGAUGAAUGAACAUUUUAUUAAGGAUGAUGAUGUAAUUGAGUUGGAGAAGUUGGAUAAAUUACCAUACUUGGAUGCUGUUAUUAUGGAGACUAUUAGAUUACAUGCAGCCAUUCCAGGGUUUGAACCAAGAGUUGUAGAUUCAAGAGAAUUUAAAGUUGAAUUAAGUGAUGGAACUCAAGUGGAACUACCUGGUGGAACAAUAGUAUCUGUUCAGCCAUAUACAAUUCAUCGUGAUCCUAAGAUUUUCUUGGAACCAAACCAAUUCAUUCCAGAGAGAUGGUUACCUGGAAAGGGUGAAUCAGAUGAUGAAUACAAAUCACGUAUUAAAUUAAUGAGGUCGAUGAUUUUCACAUUUGGACAAGGAAACAGAAUGUGUCUUGGUAUGAAUCUUGCUAUGAUGGAGAUGAAGCUAUGUAUUGGACAACUGUAUUGGAAAUUCAACUCUUGUAUAAGCGGUGAUUGGUGCAAGGACAUCUUGACGACUAAGGCGGAUGCAAUUAUGGGAUACUCAUCAUUCCACGGAAAGUCCAAGGCAGAAUUGAAUGAUGUUGAAUUGAUGAGUAUGGCGGACAGCUAUACAAGUCGUCCUAUAUUCGAUGAGUGUUGGUUGGUUUGGAACAAGAGAAGUUGA
Hansenula anomala is the source of this 1614-nucleotide messenger RNA. RefSeq lists its product as uncharacterized. The record is from RefSeq and is a predicted model, not a curated record. NCBI's taxonomy places the organism in Eukaryota, Fungi, Ascomycota, Saccharomycetes, Phaffomycetales, Wickerhamomycetaceae. Gene Ontology annotation, molecular function: oxidoreductase activity, acting on paired donors, with incorporation or reduction of molecular oxygen; heme binding; monooxygenase activity. The coding region runs from base 1 to 1614 and encodes 537 amino acids. The transcript has a single exon.